This is a messenger RNA of Polistes dominula (European paper wasp), 3840 nucleotides long. It is a transcript of the gene PCB, whose product is annotated as Pyruvate carboxylase. Gene Ontology annotation, molecular function: metal ion binding; pyruvate carboxylase activity; ATP binding. The record is from RefSeq and is a predicted model, not a curated record. Lineage: Eukaryota; Metazoa; Arthropoda; Insecta; Hymenoptera; Vespidae. Gene Ontology annotation, cellular component: cytoplasm. Gene Ontology annotation, biological process: gluconeogenesis; pyruvate metabolic process.
UAAAAAAAAAAGAAUAUAAUUAAAAAACAUUUAUCCGUAUAUUUAUAAUAUAAUAAUUUGAAAUAAUCAAAUAUGCAAUCGAUAAGAGCCCAACGAGCCUUAUUAAGGCACAAAACAAUACUACGAACAUGGACUGUCGUAAACAAGAAAUUAUUUGCCAACGAUGUUCAAUACAAACCUAUCAGAAGCGUUUUGGUGGCAAAUCGAGGGGAAAUCGCAAUUCGUGUUUUUCGUGCCUGCAACGAACUCGGCAUUCGUUCGGUAGCUAUUUAUUCCGAACAAGACAAAAUGCAAAUGCACCGACAAAAAGCUGACGAAGGUUAUUUAAUUGGAAGAGGUUUACCACCGGUCCAAGCAUAUCUUAAUAUCCCAGAGAUUAUACAAGUUGCCAAAGAGAAUGACGUAGAUGCCAUUCAUCCAGGCUAUGGUUUUCUAUCUGAGAGAUCAGAUUUUGCUCAAGCUGUGAUAGAUGCUGGUUUGAGGUUCAUCGGACCUAGUCCGAAGGUUGUUCAACAAAUGGGAGACAAGGUAGCAGCUAGAAUAGCUGCUAUAGAAGCUGGAGUACCAAUAGUUCCAGGAACGGAUGGUCCAGUGAGAACAAGCGACGAAGCUAUGGAAUUUUGUAUGAAACAUGGUCUUCCCGUUAUUUUCAAAGCUGCGUACGGAGGUGGAGGGCGAGGUAUGCGAGUGGUCAGGCAAAUGGAAGAGGUUAAAGAAAUGUUCGAACGUGCUUCGUCCGAAGCAAAGGCAGCUUUUGGAGACGGUGCAAUGUUUAUAGAAAAAUUUAUCGAAAGGCCAAGGCAUAUAGAGGUUCAAUUACUCGGUGAUCAAGCCGGUAAUGUCGUUCAUCUUUACGAACGAGAUUGUUCGGUUCAACGUCGGCAUCAAAAGGUUGUGGAAAUUGCACCAGCACCACGAUUGGAUGCCAAAGUAAGAGAUAAGAUGACAGAAUAUGCCGUGAAAUUGGCUAAACAUGUUGGUUAUUCGAAUGCCGGUACCGUCGAGUUUCUAGUUGACGAAUCAGGAAACUUUUAUUUCAUUGAAGUUAAUGCUAGGUUACAGGUUGAACAUACAGUUACCGAAGAGAUCACUGGGAUUGAUCUCGUUCAAUCUCAAGUACGUAUAGCUGAAGGGAUCACUUUACCGGAGCUUGGUAUGACCCAAGAGAAAAUUAUUCCUCAAGGUUUCGCCAUUCAGUGUCGGGUUACAACUGAAGAUCCAGCUAAGAAUUUCCAACCAGAUACUGGAAGAAUUGAAGUAUUCAGAUCGGGAGAGGGUAUGGGAAUAAGAUUAGAUGGUGCAUCUGCAUUCGCUGGUGCUAUUAUUUCACCAUAUUAUGAUUCCCUUCUUGUUAAGGUAAUCGCUCAUGCCGGAGAUCUACAAUCGUCUUGUGCAAAGAUGAAUCGAGCAUUACGCGAAUUUCGAGUUCGCGGUGUAAAAACUAACAUACCCUUUUUACUUAACGUACUGGAGAAUCAAAAAUUCCUUAAUGGAAACGUCGACACGUAUUUCAUUGACGAGAAUCCACAAUUGUUUCAAUUUCAACCGAGCCAGAAUCGUGCUCAAAAGUUAUUGAAUUAUUUAGGAACCGUUCUCGUCAAUGGACCUAGCACACCAUUGGCUACUUCUUUGAAACCUGCAGAAAUCAAACCUCACGUUCCACAGAUUGCAUUAGACUUUGCUAAGCUUGCAGCAGCAGAGGAAAGCAAUGAUCCAGAUGCACCAGGAGUUAUGGAUCCACCAAAAGGUUUCCGUCAUAUCUACAAAGAACAAGGACCAGAAGCAUUUGCCAAAGCUAUUCGUCAACAUAAAGGUGCGCUCCUGAUGGACACGACAUUCCGUGACGCUCAUCAAUCUCUUUUAGCUACUCGAGUCAGAUCUCACGACCUUUUAACGAUCUCACCUUUCGUGGCACACAAAUUCAACAAGCUUUAUUCAUUGGAGAACUGGGGUGGUGCAACCUUUGACGUAGCAUUAAGAUUUUUACACGAGUGCCCUUGGGAACGUUUGGAAGAUAUGCGAAAAGCCAUUCCUAAUAUUCCAUUCCAAAUGUUACUAAGAGGUGCCAAUGCAGUUGGCUAUACGAAUUAUCCGGACAACGUUGUAUUUAAAUUUUGCGAAUUAUCCGUUCAAUUGGGUAUUGACAUUUUCAGGGUAUUUGAUUCGUUGAAUUACAUGCCUAAUUUGAUCAUCGGAAUGGAAGCAGCCGGUAAAGCCGGUGGAAUCGUAGAAGCCGCAAUCUCGUAUACCGGAGAUGUUAGCAAUCCUAAUCGUACAAAAUACAAUCUUAAAUAUUACACCAAUUUGGCGGAUGAACUAAUCAAAGCUGGCACUCACGUCCUAGCGAUCAAAGAUAUGGCAGGUCUUUUAAAACCAAAAGCUGCUGCAAUGUUGAUCGAUGCUAUUAGACAAAAGAAUCCUGAUAUACCAAUCCAUAUUCAUACUCAUGAUACUGCUGGGGUCGGAGUUGCAUCUAUGCUAGCAUGUGUAGAAAGUGGAGCAGAUGUUAUUGAUGUUGCUGUUGAUAGCAUGUCUGGAAUGACCAGUCAACCUUCCAUGGGAGCUAUUGUUGCAGCAUUACAGGGUACACCUAAUGACACUAAUCUGGAUCUCAGUGAUGUUUCGGAAUAUUCAGCUUAUUGGGAACAAACAAGAACAUUGUAUGCUCCUUUCGAAUGUACUACGACGAUGAAAUCAGGAAACGCCGAUGUAUACUUAAACGAGAUUCCAGGUGGUCAAUACACGAAUCUACAAUUCCAAACGUAUUCUCUUGGAUUGGGUCAAUUCUUCGAAGAUGUUAAAAAAGCAUAUAGAGAAGCCAAUCUAUUACUUGGUGAUAUCAUCAAAGUUACACCUAGUUCUAAGGUAGUCGGUGAUUUAGCGCAAUUCAUGGUACAAAACAAACUGUCUUCUGAAGAUGUACUUAACAAAGCCGAAGAACUGUCUUUCCCAAAAUCGGUAGUUGAAUUCCUUCAAGGUGCGAUAGGUGAACCUCACGGAGGAUUUCCUGAACCUUUCAGAUCUAAGGUUUUGAAAGAUAUGCCAAGAGUAAAAGGUAGACCAGGAGCUACUUUAGAACCACUUGAUUUCGCAAAACUGAAGAAAGAAUUGCAAGAAUCCCAUCCACAUGUUUCGGAAAAAGAUGUUAUGUCUGCGGCCUUAUAUCCCAGCGUUACGAACGAUUACUUAAACUUUAAGGAACAAUUUGGUCCAGUGGACAAACUUGAAACUAGAAUAUUCUUAACGGGACCAAAGGUAGGAGAAGACUUUGACGUGUCUAUAGAAAAAGGAAAGACGUUAGCCAUAAAAACAUUAGCUGUUGCUGAAGAUCUUACGAAAAAUGGCGAACGCGAAGUAUUCUUUGAAAUGAAUGGGCAAUUGAGAUCUGUAUUCAUCAAAGAUAAAGAAGCUGUUAAGGAAUUGCACGUACAUCCAAAAGCAGCGAAAGGUGAUAAAAAUCAAAUAGGAGCUCCUAUGCCUGGUACCAUUAUUGAUAUCAGAGUCAAAGUUGGUGACACGGUAGAAAAAGGUGCACCUUUGAUUGUCUUAUCUGCCAUGAAAAUGGAAAUGGUAGUACAAGCAUCGAAAGCAGGAAAAAUCAAAACGUUAGAUGUCAGUCAAGGAAUGAGAGUGGAAGGAGAUGAUCUUCUUUUGAGCAUCGAAUAAGAUGAGCCAUAAAAACAUUCAUUAGUCAUUUUUCUAUAUACAUAAUUCGUUGCAACACAGAAUCCCGUCUGUAUGACAUUAUUUUUGUAUUAUAUGUGUUCUUUGUCUCUGCGUUAAAAUUUUACCAAUCGCAAACCAUCAAGUAUCGCGAAAGCAUUUUAAAUUAUAAAAAAA